Molecule: messenger RNA, 1860 nt
Organism: Ascochyta rabiei
Lineage: Eukaryota; Fungi; Ascomycota; Dothideomycetes; Pleosporales; Didymellaceae
Exons: 1
Coding region: 1-1860 (619 amino acids)
Biological process (GO): xenobiotic detoxification by transmembrane export across the plasma membrane
Molecular function (GO): fluconazole transmembrane transporter activity
Source: RefSeq, a predicted model, not a curated record
AUGUCUGCUCUCAUCCGAGAUGCUCCCUUUGGGCAGAUAGUCCGGUACAUCACCAACAACCGUGUCUUCCCAUACCCAGAAGAGCGAUCAGACUUUCAAAUACCCGCCGCAUACACCCACCAUGCAGGUUCAGAUGUAACGCGACUCGACAGCGAGACGAGCUCCGCAUCUGCUACUAACUCACAAGGCCCAGCAGUGGAAGAGGCCGUCUAUCCUGACCCGGAUUCUGUGCUUGAGAAGCUCGACACACAAAGCGAGGAUGAGAACAGCCCAAACCUGGAGAAGCUCCAGACGAUCCGCACAGAGCACACAGCACGCACACAAAUCUCUCGUGUCGGCACACGGACAGCACUGUCCAGGUCGAUCUCCCGUGCCGACCUUGAGCAGCAAUUCUCACUCGCGUCAGUUGAACGUGGGCCCAGCAGACCAAUCGCACUAGAGAGGAGGGAAGACGGCAUAAUUCUAGUCGACUGGUACACAACGGACGAUCCCGAGAACCCGCAGAAUUGGCUGUUCGGAAAGAAGCUUGUGAUCCUUGUCCAAAUCCUCAUGUACACAAUGGGCGUCUACAUGGGCUCAGCAAUCUACUCACCCAGCAUCCCCGGCGUCGUGGAGCGCUUCGGUGUCGAGAUGGGAGCUGCAUCGCUCGGCCUGUCCAUGUACGUGUUGGCCUACGGCAUCGGUCCUCUUCUCUUCUCGCCUCUGAGCGAGAUCCCAAUCAUCGGACGCAACCCGCCGUACAUCAUCUCGUACGCCAUCUUCGUCAUUCUCCUCGUCCCCACCGCACUGGUCGAUAACUUGGCCGGCCUGGUCGUCCUCAGGUUCCUGCAGGGUUUCUUCGGAAGCCCAUGUCUAGCCACCGGAGGCGCCACGCUGCAGGACAUCUACUCGCUCCUGCAGCUACCCUACGUGCUCUCGCUGUGGGCUUUCGCAGCAACCUGCGGACCAGCGCUCGGCCCCAUCAUAUCGGGCUUCAGCGUAGCCGCCAAGAACUGGCGCUGGAGCCUGUGGGAGAUGCUAUGGAUGAACGGUCCCAUCUUCCUCUCGCUCUUCUUCCUCCUCCCCGAAACCUCGUCAGCCAACAUCCUGCUCCGCCGCGCCCAGCGCCUGCGCAAACUCACAGGCAACCCGGCACUCAAGUCGCAGAGCGAAAUCGACCAAGCCUCGCUCACGCCGCGCGCCAUCGCCACCGAAGCCCUCUGGCGGCCGUUUGAACUCAUGCUGCUGGACCCCAGCAUCGCCUUCACCGCCGUGUACACAGCCAUCGUAUACGGCAUCUUCUACUCCUUCUUCGAAGCCUUCCCGCUGGUGUACACGCUGCAGUACGGGUUCAAUCUAGGCGAGACAGGGCUGACGUUCCUGAGCGUGACCGUGGCCGUCACGCUGUCCGUGGCCUGGUACUGGUGGUACAUCUACAGCCGCGUCAACCCUUCGAUCGUGCUGCACGGCCUCGGCGCCCCAGAGCGCCGGCUGCGACCUGCGCUGUUCGUCACGUUCUUCGUCCCGGUCGGCCUGCUGGUGUUUGCGUGGACGAGCCGGGCGGAUGUUCAUUGGGUCGUGUCGUGUAUCGGUAUCGGUAUCACCACCAUCGGCAUCUUCCUCAUCAUCCAGUGCGUGUUUCUCUACCUCCCGCUGUCGUAUCCGCAGUACGCGGCUAGUUUGUUCGCAGGGAAUGAUUUCUUGAGGAGUGCGUUGGCUGCGGGUAGUAUUCAUUUCAGCACGCCUAUGUUUCACAACUUGGGCGUCGAUAGGGGGGUUACGCUGCUGGCUGGGCUGACGGUGGGUUGCAGUGCGGGUGUGUAUGUGUUGUAUUUCCAUGGCGAGAGGUUGAGGGCCAGGUCGAGGUUUGCCGCCAAGUAG